This is a messenger RNA of Helicoverpa armigera (cotton bollworm), 1694 nucleotides long. RefSeq names its product mitochondrial-processing peptidase subunit beta (gene UQCR-C1). Gene Ontology annotation, cellular component: mitochondrion. Lineage: Eukaryota; Metazoa; Arthropoda; Insecta; Lepidoptera; Noctuidae. Gene Ontology annotation, molecular function: metal ion binding; metalloendopeptidase activity. The coding region runs from base 107 to 1513 and encodes 468 amino acids. The record is from RefSeq and is a predicted model, not a curated record. The transcript has a single exon.
AACAUUUUCACUUCAACCUUUUUUGACGUCUUGGAACUAUUGCCCAUUUAUUACGUAAAUCUGCGAGCAAAAAUUUAUAAUAUAAAGGAUCAGAAUCACAGCAAAAAUGUUGAAGUUGGCGACUACUUUGAGAUUAGUCUCAAAACAGGGCAAUCAGGUGCGUUGUUUGGCCACAGCCACAGCCGCAGGUUACAAGGAGGCAUUAGUCAACGUCCCACCAACAAAACUCUCAGUGUUAGAUAAUGGAAUCCGCGUUGCGUCUGAAGAUUCCGGUGCUGCGACCGCCACCGUAGGACUGUGGAUUGACGCCGGAUCCAGGUACGAAAACUCCAAAAACAAUGGAGUCGCUCAUUUUCUUGAACACAUGGCGUUCAAAGGUACAAGCAAGAGGUCGCAAACCGACUUAGAACUACUCGUAGAAAACAUGGGUGCUCACUUGAACGCGUACACCUCUCGGGAACAGACCGUGUUUUAUGCUAAAUGCCUUGCUAACGACGUACCAGCCGCCGUUGAGAUCCUUGCUGACAUUAUUCAGAACUCUUCGCUCGCAGAGCCCGAAAUCGAACGAGAACGAGGUGUCAUCCUCCGCGAAAUGCAAGAUGUUGAAAGUAACCUACAAGAAGUUGUAUUUGAUCACCUUCAUGCCACUGCCUUCCAAGGCACACCCUUGGGCCAGACCAUCUUAGGACCUACCAAGAACAUCAAGAAGAUCUCCAAGGCUGACCUUCAAAACUACAUCAAGACCCACUACCAGCCUUCUCGCAUUGUUCUAGCUGGAGCUGGUGGAGUUGACCACCAGAAGUUGGUCGACCUUGCCAACAAGCACUUCAGUGGCCUCAAGAACACUGUAUCUGAUGUAGAGCUGAGCCCAUGCCGUUACACUGGCUCUGAGAUCAGAGUGCGUGAUGACUCCAUGCCCCUGGCUCAUGUUGCCAUUGCUGUAGAGGGUGCAGGAUGGACUGAUGCUGACAACAUUCCUCUGAUGGUUGCCAACACUCUUAUCGGAGCUUGGGACCGUUCCCAGGGUGGUGGUGUCAACAACGCCUCCUACCUGGCCCGUGCUGCCUCUGCUGGCAAUCUUUGCCACAGCUUCCAGUCCUUCAACACAUGCUACAAGGAUACUGGACUUUGGGGCAUUUACUUUGUAGCUGAACCCAUGCAGUUGGAAGAUAUGUUGUACAAUGUCCAGAAGGAGUGGAUGAAGCUCUGCACAUCAGUCACUGAGGGUGAGGUUGAGCGUGCCAGGAACCUCCUCAAGACCAACAUGCUGCUCCAGCUGGACGGCACCACCCCUGUGUGUGAAGACAUUGGUCGUCAAAUGUUGUGCUACAACCGCCGCAUCCCCAUCCAUGAGUUGGAUGCCCGUAUUGAAGCUGUCUCCGUGCAGAACGUGCGUGAUGUGUGCUACAAGUACCUGUAUGACCGCUGCCCUGCCGUGGCCACUGUCGGGCCCACUGAAGCACUUCCAGACUACACUAGGAUCCGCGCUGGAAUGUACUGGCUUAGGGUGUAAACAAUUGUAGUUGUACAUUAAUAGAAACAAUUAAACAUUAUUUAAAUCAGUUAAGAUCGGAAAAAAACGCAUUAAACAUUUUUCUCCCAAUGUCUGUUGUUUUAUUGUAAUAAAACACAAUGUUCUUGGUGGAAUUUGUAUUUAUUAUAGAAGAAUAAGAAAUAAACAUGUAAAUAAACAU